This is a messenger RNA of Acanthosepion pharaonis, 639 nucleotides long. NCBI's taxonomy places the organism in Eukaryota, Metazoa, Mollusca, Cephalopoda, Sepiida, Sepiidae. The record is from the annotation of a GenBank genome assembly.
AUGCCACCGAGGGCAAUGUUGUCCAGGAAAGUGGGACCGGUUGCUAGUUGUGAUAGCUGUUACUUUCAUAAUGGAACUAAACAGGGCCCAAUUUCUCUUUCGUUCUCUCUGACUUCCUUACUAUCUUUCUCCCUUUUACUCUCUCUCUCUCUCUCUCUCUUUCUCUCUCUCUCUCUCUCUACUUCUCUGUUUACCACUCUCUCUAUUUCACUCACACCUUCUACCUCUCUCUCUUUUCUAUCCCUAUCUCUCUCACUCCCAUUACCUCUCUCUUUCCCUUUCCCGCUCACACUACUUCACUCUUUCUACUCUCUCUGUACCUCCUUCACUGUCAUUCUCUCAUUUCUUCACCCUCAUUACGCCUCUCUAACUCACUCUCUCUCUUUACAUCUCUUUCUACCUUCCUCAUUCUCAUUACUUUUCUUUACCUUUCUCUUUCUACCUCCUUCACACUCUUUACCUCUCUCUCUGCCUUUGUCACUCUCCUUGCUCCUUUCUCUAUCCCACCACUCUCAUUACCUCACUCUCAUUAGUUCUUUCUCUCUGUACCUCUCGCAUUGUCUUUGCCCUCUCUAUCUACGUACUUCGGUGAUUGAGCUGCUUCAACCGACCAAUCUGUGCUCGAGUGAUAACGCCUAA